AUGAUUGCGAUUUUUUCACUGUUCGUGCUGGCUUCCUGUCAACAAGCCCUAGCACAAUCCUGCUCUGGCUUUAUCGUCUUCAACAGAUUCCCAGAUCCCACCUACACAUCAAUCCGCGAUCAUGGCCAAAUCAUCAGCAAGGACGUCGACUGUCCUCCUGAGCAUAACUGCACAGUCCCUUACGGUGGUUAUAUAACCGGCGGCCGCACGAUGAACAUCUCGAAUCAGAGCUUCGCCGACUCUGUCUUCGAUACUAUCUCCUCAGUCGUCAACCUCGAAUUUACCGAAACAGAAACUUAUCCAGUAGCUAUGGGUACACAGACAGUCGCGAACGGCACUUCGGCUUAUAUCCUCUACACACCUUAUACCAUCUGCACCACUGGACGACUGUCCGACUGCGGCACAAAUUACGAACUUAAUGGCGAGACUGUCGAGGCAUGUACAUUUGACCUUGACUCUGAUGGCGGUAUCACUGGAAAGAUAAAUGCCCUCAUUGUUGCUGGGCAGACUGCUGCGGGAUUGACUUGCAAUCCUUCCAACACCACACAAGCCAAAGAGGGACAGUACUACGGUACUUGCCCUGAUGGUCAAGUUCAGGAUGGGAAGGAGCCUACUAGUGCUGCUAGUGCGGUCGGUUGA
Molecule: messenger RNA, 639 nt
Organism: Aureobasidium vineae
Lineage: Eukaryota; Fungi; Ascomycota; Dothideomycetes; Dothideales; Saccotheciaceae
Source: the annotation of a GenBank genome assembly